This is a messenger RNA of Acaulospora morrowiae, 2973 nucleotides long. The record is from the annotation of a GenBank genome assembly. Lineage: Eukaryota; Fungi; Glomeromycota; Glomeromycetes; Diversisporales; Acaulosporaceae.
AUGGGUGUAACUUUGCAUGAACCGUUCGAGAUUGAACAAAAAACAGUAAACAUUGAAAGUCAAAAUCAUUUGUUUAAUGUUGGCAUAACCAUACCUAUAGAGAUUGAGGUGGAAAAACCGCCGGCGCUAUCAGUUGGCAAGAAUAAGAAGAAUGGAAAAUUUGUACAAAAGAAUGGAUGGAAACCAGAAAAAUUGAAUGAAAAUGGAGAAAGCGAUGAAGAUAGCGGGGAGACGAGUGAUAAUGACGAGAGUCGUGACGAAGAGGAAAAGGAUAGUGAAUCGAUGAAGGACGAAGAAGGUGAUAAUUCUUCUGACGACGAAGAUGAUGAUGACAGGAAUGACGAAUUUGCAGAAAAGAUUCUUGUUACAUACCAAGGAUUUGGCAUCUCUUUAUAUAAUGCAAGCCGAUGGGCGUCAGCUGUUGAAUUGGCCGAUUCCACCUCAGUACACCUUGGUCGCACCAGCAAAGUUGGUGGCACGCAAGAAAACUCGGACAAAGUGGUCUGGUUGUGGCAAGACCUUCGUCCAACGUUUGGAGUAAAGGAUUUUCGGGAUAACGUUGAGAGUAUCAAGAGGGUGGGAGAAUUUGAGAGGCCAAUAUUUUCAUUGGAAAUAUCACCACUACUGUCGGAAGCGGUUGUUCUGGUAAACCAGGAUGGAACGGUUUCUCUGGUUGACACUAACCUGAAGCGAGUAAUAUCGCAUUGUACUCUGAAAGAUAAAGGAAACAAGAAAGUUUAUUGGGCCACCUUGUUCAACACAAAUGGCUCAUUCAUUCCUUCCAAUAUAUUGCCGGCAACUUCAAUAACAGUUUUAAAUAUUUUGUCAUCAAAAUCGGAAUCCAGAGAUGCUUCACCUCCGAAUUUCUUUUUUCUAAGGCUUUGUUGGAUCGAUACCCAGACAAAAAAAUGCAAAAUACUUUGCAAUACACAUUUUCAAAUGAACUUGCCUUCAACGUUUAAUUUCAAUCCCUCGACUGGCAAAUUGUUUCUAUUAUUUUCUCACGGCGUGCUGAGAAUAUAUACGGUCAACCUUAGCUGGAAGGAAUCAGGAGCAAAGAUAUCUUUAUCCGAAAAUAUCGUCAUUCAUCUGGGCGGAAUCUUAUCAUUUCCUGAAAAGUCUCACCUGGCGCUUCAUGAAAGGCACACCGUUGAAAUUGCUCCGCUGAUGGAAUCCUAUGUGGCAAUUGUGGGAAGGCGAAAGACCCCUGAAUCAGUCGAACAAGUUUUAACUGUAUGGGAUAUCCAGUAUGGGACGAUGCAAGCCGAUCGAGUGCUUACGUCCUCAUUCUGCGAGGUGACACCUGACAAAGUUAAAUUGUCAAACUAUCUUUGCCGUUACAAUUGCGAACCGAUGACUUUGUUGAGUGCGAUAAAUCGUAUGAAUCGUACGGCCGAGUAUUUAGACUUGGGCAAAGGGAGCAAUCGAGGAAUCGGCAUCACAAAAUAUGCGAUACAUCCCAAUGCAGAGAGUCCAAAAAAUCCGGUCGCUGACGAACUAAUUCAAGAUAUGAAACUUUUACGGAAGACGGAAUCAAAAUUUCUCCAAAAACUUUUAAAUAUCAGGAAAACUCCGACACCUCAAGAAUUCACAAAAAGAUUUAUUAAAUACGUGAAGACGAAAGGUCAUAAAGAUUUUCACUAUUUUUUGUCGGAAAAAGUUGGCGUCAAGUAUGAAGAAUACGUGAAGUGCAUGAAAGAUUAUGGGGAACACAAGAAGAUUAGUAUUCCCGAGGGGAAAUCUAAUCACAUAUGGAAAAGAGAAAGUAAAAGUGAUUCCGAGGAUCACGAAGAAUUGAUGAAUUUGCAAGAAUGGCGAGAAUUGUGGAAGGAAUGGGAGGCUGAGAAGGACGCGGCAAGAAAAUCGGAAUGCACUUUACGAAAGUUGUACGAAUUCAUCAUCUCAAAAGAGAAGAUAAUCCCGGAGUUAUCAUAUCAUUUCGUUAAAACCAUCGUUGAACAUUGCAUAUCACAAUAUCCGGACGGUAAGCCCAAUAUGACGUUUUGGGCACCCGAGGUCAUACGUUGCCUUAUUCAAAAACACGCGAUGUCAAAUAGCGUCGUAAAAGGUGGAAUCGUGAAGGCGUUGAUAGAUCGAGAAGAGUGGAGCAUGCUUAAUGUGGCUCUCUUAUAUAUUCCCGAUAUUCCUGAGAGAGAUCUAAUACAUCUACUAAAGUUUGUAAUUUCAAAAGGGGGAGUAAGAAAGAAGACGGUUAAGCCAUCCGGGGAGAUCAAGAAAGAAAUACUGACUGUUGAGAAGGUUCUUUUGUUAAUCAUUCACGCACCGCGGAACGAAAACAUGAUGAGGUGGAAUAUACGUCAGUUGACGGAGAGCGAAUUAAUUGUGAUAUUGAAAAUUUUGUGCGAAUGGAGUGCGAGACAUACUCUCACGGAGAUAAUAGCUGACACGAUGAGCGAAAAACCGGUUGACGUUGACGAUUUCAAAAAUCCCAAAAAUCCAUCAUCGUCAGUCAAUAAAUUUAAAAAGCUCAAAAAAAAAAGGAUAGAAUUUCGUAGUAUCAUCGAAUUCCUGACACUCAUCCUGGACAUACAUUUCGCAUCAUUCAUCAUGAACAAACAGUUUCAUUCACUUCUUGGCAAAUUAUCUGAUCGUAUAAAUCAUGAGGUGGAAAUUUUUGAAUCCAUGGAAUCCAUGAGAUCAUGCCUCGAACUUUAUCACAAAAGACACCUAAAGAACGUGCGUCCAAUAAAGAAGGAACAAUUUGGCAAGAGAUCGAGUGUUCUUUCGAGCGAUGCUGAUCUUCCGGAGUAUACCGUGGAGCUGUUUACAUUUUUUGGUGACAACCACCGAAAUCCAAGAUUGGAAGAAAUCGAUAUGAUAGAUGAAAGUGUGAUCGGAAACGGUGUUUCGAUUUCCGAUUCUGUUUAUGCGAUAAAUGGGGAAAUGUAUCACGGGGACGUGGACGUCGAAGAUGAAAGCAUAGUGUUUGAAAAUGGCGAAAUCCCAAGCUAG